Molecule: messenger RNA, 769 nt
Organism: Daphnia carinata
Lineage: Eukaryota; Metazoa; Arthropoda; Branchiopoda; Diplostraca; Daphniidae
Exons: 4
Coding region: 315-767 (150 amino acids)
Biological process (GO): septate junction assembly
Source: RefSeq, a predicted model, not a curated record
UGUCGGUCGUGUUCUGUCGUGGACGCUACGUGAAUCGCAGUGCGCUUCGGUAAAAACUUGAUGAAAGAAUAGACGCACCUUUUGUGUUUCCGUGUUUCGAGUUUCGGACGCGCGCCAAUUUGCGGAACAAGCAGACAGUUUUUACGGUAGUCUGAACAUCAAUCGUGCAAAAACGUGAAAGACGACGCCGUCCCGCGUCCGUUCCUUUUUUUUUUUUGAAAAAAAAAGUCCGUUUUGUUUUUGGGCGUGCCCCCCGACGGAUACCUGAUUUCGCGUGCUCGGAUUUCCACGCGUGGAAUUUUAAACAAAAAAAUAUGGCUGAAAUGAAAGAUGUUGUUUCUUCGCUUCUUGGCCAAUGGGCCGUCCCCGCUCUUAAAUUCAUCCAGAUCUUCCUGGCCAUCAUUUGCAUCGUCUUGCUACGCUAUUACAACCUAUCCUUCGGCGGGGAAUACAACCAGGCCUCUUAUCACGAUCGUUACCUCUUCGGCGUGAUGACUAUUGGUGGUAUGCUCCUCGUCACCAUUCCCAUCUUCGUGGCCCACCUCUUCGGAUCGGAAAUUCGCCCAGGAUUGGAUUUGAUAUACUCCCUGAUGGGGUUCGUCCUCUUUCUGACGGCUGGAAUUCUAUCCCUCGAUUUCUACGUCAUCUACCGCAACCGGCCAGGAAACUUGAAUGCGGGUCGAUCACUCGGGUCGAUGCUGAUCAUCAAUUCUUUUUUCUUCCUGCUCAACACAAUCGUUUCUUUGGUUCGGAUUUUCCUAAAGUGAAA